Messenger RNA from Sebastes umbrosus (honeycomb rockfish), 1448 nucleotides. It is a transcript of the gene znf830, whose product is annotated as zinc finger protein 830. Gene Ontology annotation, biological process: mitotic DNA damage checkpoint signaling; nuclear DNA replication; mitotic DNA replication checkpoint signaling. The record is from RefSeq and is a predicted model, not a curated record. The transcript has a single exon. Lineage: Eukaryota; Metazoa; Chordata; Actinopteri; Perciformes; Sebastidae. Gene Ontology annotation, molecular function: zinc ion binding; nucleic acid binding. Gene Ontology annotation, cellular component: nucleus; spliceosomal complex. Bases 49 to 1158 code for a protein of 369 amino acids.
UAAGACGCACAGUUUUGAACGCGAGUUCGUGCAGUUUACGUCAUCUUCAUGCGACGCAACUUUUAUACUUCAUCGCAAGCGAGUAGUAAGCUAACAAGCUGCGUUUGUUUUCACAGAAUGGCGUCCUCAAAGAAGGGGAAGAAAGUUGUGAAUCAAGAGGAACUCCGGCGCUUGAUGAGGGCGAAACAAAGACAAACAACAGACAAGAAGCGCGUGGAGUCUCCUUUCGCUAAAUACAACAGUCUCGACCACCUCAGCUGCACUCUGUGUAACGCGCAGGUGAAGUCCGAGCUGCUGUGGCCGGCGCAUGUUCUCGGAAAACAGCACAAAGAGAAAGUAGCCGAGCUGAAGGGAGGAAAGAGUCAAUCAAUGCCACCACCACAGAUGCUACCAGUGAAGAGGAAAGCACCGGAUAACGUGGACGUGAGCGGGAAAAAGGCGAAAAAACCCUCAUCGAGUGCAGCAGCUCAGUCUGCGUCGUCGGGGCUGCCUGCAGAUUUCUUUGAGAAACCCACAGAAAAGGGAGCUGUUUCUGCUCAAGAAUCUACAUCUUUGAGUGUGUUGGCUGGAGUUUAUGAUGAAGAGGAUGAUGCAGAAGCUGCAGGAGAUGCAGGAACCACAGACCAACCUCCUGAAAAGGCUGAAGCUGCUGCAGGACUACCAGAUGACUUCUUUGACAGCUCCAUCCCAUCCACACCUUCCAUCUCCCACUCAGGAUCCAUCCUCAAAGCAGACGUGCAGGAGAAGAGCACAGAGAAGAAAGAAAACACAGCCGAGGCGCUGCCGGAGGGCUUCUUUGACGACCCCGUGAGAGAUGCGAAAGUGCGCAAAGUAGACGCACCCAAAGAUCAAAUGGACAAGGAGUGGGAAGAGUUUCAGAAGGAGAUCCGACAGGUGAACACAAAGUCAGAGGCCAUCGUGGCAGAGGACGACGAGGAGGGUCGCCUCGAACGACAGAUUGACGAAAUCGAUGAACAAAUUGAGUGUUACAAGAGGGUUGAAGUGCUGAGAGACAAGCGGGAGGUUGUGAAGAGCAAGCAUCUGCCCAGUCAGGACGAACCUAUGGAGGUAGAUGCAGGUGAUGAGGAAGAAGAGGAUGAAGAGGAGCUGCUGGGGCUUCUGGCUCGGGACUGGAGGGCUAAAGGGGCACUGGCCUAAGUCUCUCUAAGAGCUCAUAUACAUGUGAAAAAAGAAGUGUCUUUUUUUUGUAAAAGGCUAUAUCAGCAAUCCAACAAUUGUAAAUAUGUUUGCUUUGCCACCUCGUUUUGUAUGUUUCAGACUGGAUUAAAUGUGAUGCAUUGUUGGUCAACUUUGUUGUAAAAACAUUGCUUAGACAAGCUUUCUCAGUUCAUGACAAUGUGGCAGUAUAGGCAGAAUAUUUUUGGCAUCAUUGGGUAAAAAUUCCAUAAUAAUCUUUCAGCAUAUUGUAAUUCAAGUGUUCUGAGAGA